Patella vulgata (common limpet) is the source of this 2080-nucleotide messenger RNA. Its product is annotated as dimethyladenosine transferase 2, mitochondrial. The transcript has 11 exons. Gene Ontology annotation, molecular function: rRNA (adenine-N6,N6-)-dimethyltransferase activity; mitochondrial transcription factor activity. Gene Ontology annotation, biological process: transcription initiation at mitochondrial promoter; rRNA methylation. NCBI's taxonomy places the organism in Eukaryota, Metazoa, Mollusca, Gastropoda, Patellidae. The coding region runs from base 941 to 2080 and encodes 379 amino acids. Gene Ontology annotation, cellular component: mitochondrial matrix. The record is from RefSeq and is a predicted model, not a curated record.
CCCAUUAAAACGUGUUAUUCAUUAUCUACGACUGAUCAUUCAUAAUAAAAAAAAAAUUCCAACCUUAGUGUAAUUUAUUAAUGAAUGGUAACAGUGCUAAAUUAUGAAAUAAUUAUGAUUAAAUCACACAAACUGAUCUACAGUAAGAUCCUCCUCAAGGAUCCCUGAUUUCUAAAGUUUGCAAUAAACGCAAUGAAUUAUUUAGAUUAGAACCUUUUUUCUUAUAGUAUAGACUAGAGUAGACAGACACAGUUUUCUAUAAACAAACAGAACCAACCCUUUAUUUUGAUCGUGGUGUCCGUUUGUUAGCUUUCUUAAUCUAUAAUUUGUUUAACUACUGCUAGUAGAUUAAAGUAGCUAAGUCUCUAACUCAAUAUCAUCCAAAAUCCUCAACAUUGAAAACACGAUUUAUUUGUCAAAUUAAAUCAACAUUCAUGUUGUGAUCUUACCGGAAAAAGAUGGGCUUUUGAUAUCCAAUAUUUAAGACAAAAUAAACAUUUUACCAUUGGUACACGAAUCGUGUACCAUAAUUUAUGCCCUUCAGCCCCAGUUGUAUCAAGAGACUCGAGGGACGAAGCUAGACACAUUGCACCAAAUCAAACGGCGUAUGUAGACAGGAAUAACCAGACGCUAGAAAUUUGCACUCGCUUGAGACUGUUGGCUUAGUUAGCCGAACAUAACUGAUUUGAAAUUGGAGUAAAAAUGGAAACCAUUGAAUGUAAAUCAGUUUAUAUACAUUCAUACUACAGUAUUAUAUGCGUUGCGACCCACUUUUGUCAAUUUCUAGGUCCCAAAUGUUAGCGAUUUAGCUCCUUUAAUGAAAUCUGGUCUAACUCUAAGCUACCUGUCCUAGCAUGUAUACUUUAGGUGCAUAAAACUAGCUGGUGAACAGUGUUCCGGUGAUAAUAUAAAUAUAUGACAUUGCCACUCUAAUGACAACAUGACUCUAUUGACAAAAACAAUAAUUACUCGGCUAAUAUGUGAAUUAAAUAAACAGAAGAUUUUACGAUCAGUAAAUGUGAUCAAUAGUAGAUAUAGUACUGACAUUCAAACUAGAAACAAUGUUGAUAUCUUUGUGCAAAAUCACCCCUGUUUAGCAAAACCAAGUGUCAAUAAGAAAAAAGCCUUUUAUAUCUUGGAAGAAGAUGUAGCAGAUUCAAUAGCUGAAGUUGUUAAAGAGAAUAUAGAUAGGAAUAAUGUUAUUGUUGAAGUAAAUCCAGGUCCAGGUAUUUUAACCCAGUCUUUGCUAAAGACUGUUACAGAUAAUUUGAUAGCAGUAGAAAGUAACCAAGAAUUUUUACCUUAUAUACAGGAAUUGCAAGAUAACGAAAGCGAUAAAAAAUUAAGUAUAAUAAAUUAUGAUGUGUUUGAUAUGUAUAAAAACAGAAAUGAUGAGAAACUUGAACAAGAGAAUGAAAUAGUUGAUUUGUUACCAAAAAUACCAUGGACAGAAGAUAUAUCAGCUAGUAUCAUAGGAAUAUUACAUCCUAGGUUAGAAUCCUGGUUCAUGACAUACAUAGCCCAGGAGUUUUGCCAAGGCAGUGGUUUAUUUAUGGCAGGACGAUUACAGUGGUUUCUGUUUGUCUCACCAAGAUUUUAUAGAAUGUUAAUCAGUAAGAAAAGUAAAAAGCUGGAUACUUUAUUUGAAUUACUUUUCGAUAUCAAGAUCUGCCAUCAGGUACCAAUUUCUAAUAUAUAUCCUAAAUAUUCCAAAAUGAAGAUAACUAAAAUGGCAGAAUCUGUUAAUGAAAAUGUGACAUAUUUAAUUAAGUUCACACCAAAACCAGAAUCAUUUGAUAUUCUUCAUCCACAUGAAAUAAAUAAAUUUAUUUUAUUUCUGAAACAACUUCUACUAAAAAGUUCAGAAAGAUUGAUUCCACGAAUGGAAGAAUUAGUACCAGGAUGUGGUAUGUAUCUGAUCAAAGAUGGCUUCUCUAUGAUGCAGUCAUUAAAAACAAUUACACCAAAACAAUGUCUACAGAUCUUUAAGUUAUUACCAUCUAUACCAUAUUUUGUUGUUUUUAUUUUUCAGUUAUUACCAUCUAUACCGGACAGUAUUAUCUGUAUGAUGAUUAUUUAG